Messenger RNA from Melanotaenia boesemani (Boeseman's rainbowfish), 1799 nucleotides. It is a transcript of the gene gps1, whose product is annotated as G protein pathway suppressor 1. The record is from RefSeq and is a predicted model, not a curated record. Lineage: Eukaryota; Metazoa; Chordata; Actinopteri; Atheriniformes; Melanotaeniidae. The transcript is spliced from 14 exons. Gene Ontology annotation, cellular component: COP9 signalosome. Bases 150 to 1613 code for a protein of 487 amino acids.
AGCGGAGAAGAAGAAGAAGCUCUAGCAGCUAUCAGCUAACCAAACAUUCAGGAGUAUCUGUUUCAGACUACGGCCAAUGUCGUCUUAGUACUUGUUUUUGUCGACUGGCCGACAAUAUUGAAAUAAGAAGAAAAUACAAACAUACAAAGAUGCCUUUGCCUGUGCAGGUGUUUAACUUUCAGGGGUCUGUGGAGCCCAUGCAGAUUGAUGCAGACCCUCAAGAGGACCAACAGAACGCUCCGGACAUCAACUACAUCGUGGAGAACCCAACUCUGGACCUGGAACAGUAUGCCACCAGCUACAGUGGAUUAAUGCGCAUCGAGAGGCUUCAGUUCAUCGCUGAGCACUGCCCUCAGCUCCGAGUGGAGGCCCUCAAGAUGGCCCUUACCUUCGUCCAGAGAACCUUUAAUGUCGACGCCUAUGAAGAGAUCCACCGUAAACUCACCGAGGCCACACGAGAGGUGCAGGGUGUACCAGACACAGUACCUGAAGGUGGAGCCGUUCCUCCUCCCCUGGACUCGGCCUGGGCAGAAUCCACCAGGAAGAAGGCUUUGCUCAAACUGGAGAAACUGGAUACGGAUCUCAAGAACUACAAAGGCAACUCCAUCAAAGAGAGCAUCAGGAGAGGCCAUGAUGACCUGGGAGACCACUACCUGGACUGUGGUGACCUCAGUAACGCCCUGAAAUGCUACUCUCGUGCAAGAGACUACUGCACCAGCGCUAAACAUGUUAUUAACAUGUGCCUGAAUGUGAUUAAGGUCAGUGUUUAUCUCCAGAACUGGUCCCAUGUUCUGAGCUACGUGAACAAAGCAGAGUCCACACCAGAAAUAGCCGAGCAACGAGGGGAGCGAGACAGCCAGAACCAGGCCGUCCUCACCAAGCUAAAGUGUGCUGCAGGACUGGCUGAGUUGGCCUCCCGAAAAUACAAACCAGCUGCCAAAUGUUUCCUGCAGGCUUCAUUUGACCACUGUGACUGUCCAGAGCUGUUGUCUCCCAGUAAUGUGGCGGUGUAUGGAGGCCUGUGUGCUCUGGCCACGUUUGAUAGACAAGAACUCCAACGUAACGUCAUCUCCAGCAGCUCCUUUAAGUUAUUUCUGGAGUUAGAACCUCAGAUCCGAGACAUCAUCUUCAAGUUCUACGAAUCCAAGUAUGCGUCCUGUCUGAAGCUGCUGGAUGAGAUGAAGGAUAACCUGCUGUUGGACAUGUACCUGGCACCUCACAUCAGGACUCUGUACAGUCAGAUCAGGAACAGAGCUCUGAUUCAGUAUUUCAGCCCCUAUGUAUCGGCUGAUAUGACCAAGAUGGCCCAGGCCUUCAACACCACCGUGGUAGCUCUGGAGGACGAGCUGACCCAGCUCAUUCUGGAAGGUCUAGUCAACGCUCGAAUCGACUCCCACAGCAAAAUCCUGUACGCAAGGGACGUGGACCAGAGGAGCACCACGUUUGAGAAGUCCCUUCACAUGGGCAAGGAGUUCCAGAGACGAGCCAAGGCCAUGAUCCUCCGAGCUGCCGUGCUGCGGAACCAGAUCCAUGUCAAGUCUCCACCCAGAGAGGGCAGCCAGGGGGAGCUGACACCAGCCAACAGCCAGACCAGGAUGAGCACAAACAUGUGAGGAGGAGGUGGUUUUCAGAGUCUGAAGGAUUGUUCUUCAUCAGCACCUCUCCCUCCUCAUCAGCUCCAAGCUGUGAAGUAAUCUGUUAACCAGCGGGUGGAUAAAACCAGCUGAGAACUCCACGUGUAAAUGAUCCCUGGAUGGAACCUUUAGCUUUUAAAAUAAAACAUCUACCACAACAUAAAA